CAUUUAAUUUUAGCGCGAAACAAAACCACACCAUUGCAUGCAUUGAUGGUCUCUCGCAAAAUUUUGCCGUGUGCGUGUAUCAGCAGGUGAAUAGAAAGUGAAAAUUGUCUCGGACUGUUCUAUUCCCCGUCACUAGGCAGUCUUUCAACCAGAGAUUUCAUGAUGUCUGAGCAACAGAGGGAUGUUCCUCUGGAAGUUGAUGACAAGUGUUCAGAAUCAGAUGAAGUGAUAGAAUCACUUCCCUCUUGCCACCCAGGAGCCUUAACACCAGAGAAACUUCGGGAAGCAGAAAUGGCAUCGACCGGUUCUGAAGCUAGUGACAGUCAGAUGCCAGGAGGAACAUCUGGUAGGACCUCUCCUGCCAGCAGCACUGGGCAGAACAGCGAUGCAAGCAUGAGUACUGAUGGGGAUAUGAUCAUCACUGACAGUAUGCGUGCUGAAGAAGAAAAGCUGAAACAGAAUGCAGAAGAAGAGCAAAAAUCACAAGAGAUAGAGUCUGGUGAUAGUUGGAAGACAGAACUGGAGGAGCAGAGAUACAAGAGGCUUCAGCAUCUGCUUCAGAAGAGCAGUAUUUAUACAAAUUUUCUGCUCUCCAAGAUGGAUGAACAACAAGCCAAGGAACGCAAGAGACAAGAGAGACAGGCUCAGAAAAGGAAGGAAGAGGAGAAGAACCAAAAGAAAGAGAAGAAGGCAGAAGAAAAGAAAGAACAGCUAGAGACACCCAAAAGGUCGAGAAGAAGUGCAAGAAAACAAGACCAAGAAGAUAGCCAAGAAAGUGGCAGCAGUCAAGAAGGAGCAGGAAAGAAAUCAUCAAAGGGAAAAAAGCAGAACAGUGAAACAGAUUCACCUGGGAGGGGCAGGAAGAGGAAAGCAGAUACUUAUUCAAUUGCUGAUUAUUUGAACAAAGAGACCCUGACCAAGACAUCUAAGAAGCAGAAUGUAGAUCAAACAGACACAGCUGCAGAACCCACAGACACACUAACAGUAGAUGAUGAUGCUGAUCAAACUGUUAAAGCGAGUAAAGGUGACUUUGUGGAUACCUUCAGCAGGGUGAUCAAUGGAGAGAAAGUCUCUGAUCUUCAGCCGGAUCUCUUCUCUGGUGGUGUGCUUAGGAAGUAUCAACUGGAUGGCAUGGAAUGGCUUAAGGUGCUGUAUGAGAAUGGUGUCAACGGUAUCUUAGGAGAUGAAAUGGGACUUGGUAAGACUAUACAGUGUAUAGCUCUGUUUGCUUAUGUGAUUGAGAUGGGAGUACCAGGCCCGUUUCUAGUGUGUGCGCCACUGUCUACUGUGCCAAACUGGGUGUCAGAAUUCCAGCGAUUUACCCCGAAGAUUCCAGUGUUACUGUACCACGGCACCAAAGAGGAAAGAGCCAAGAAAAGGAAGCAGAUUCGUAAGAAGAUUGGUGAACACCAGUCUCAUCCCAUCGUCAUCACAUCGUAUGAGAUUGUGAUGAAUGAUAGGAUUCAUCUACAGGGGUUGCAGUGGAAGUAUGUCAUCGUCGAUGAGGGACAUCGUAUCAAGAAUCUCAACUGCAGACUUAUCAAGGAGCUGAAGAUGUACCAGACAGCGAACCGUCUACUGCUGACGGGUACUCCUCUGCAGAACAACCUUGCUGAGCUCUGGUCCAUGCUCAACUUUCUCUUGCCAGAAGUCUUUGAUGAUCUCAAUACAUUCCAGUCAUGGUUUGACUUCUCUACCCUGUCGAAGGAAGGUGGUGAUGAGGCUAUCAUAGCCCAAGAAAGAGAACAACAUGUCAUCUCUAUGCUCCAUCAGAUACUGACACCAUUCUUGCUACGUCGUCUGAAGGCUGAUGUGGACCUCAUGAUUCCACCCAAGAAAGAACUCUUGGUUCACGCACCACUCACCAAACAUCAAGAAAAGUUCUACAAAUACACAUUAGACAAGACUAUCAAGGAGAGGCUACAGGAAGGAGAUGAGCCCACAGCUGCGCCGGUAGAGCUGACACCUUCUGGGCGUCCAAAGAGACGAUCAAAAACUAUCAACUAUGCAAUCAUGAUGGACUCAGGCAAGAAGGAGAAGGAGAAGAAAGGCAAGAAGAGGAUUAACUUUGAGAAGGAAGAAGAUGACAUCAUCGAGUGGUCGAAUAUGAUGGAGAAACAACUAGAAAAGGAAGAGAGAGAGAUGAAUCUCAAGAUGCCUGAAACCUCCGUCGUGAACAUCAAGCUACAGAACGUGGUGAUGCAGCUGAGAAAGUGUUGUAACCAUCCCUACCUCCUGGAGUACCCUCUCCUUGAAACUACCGGAGAAUACCGGGUGGACGAGGAGCUGGUCUCCUCUUGCGGCAAGAUGCUGGUGGUGGACAAACUCCUGCCUGCUCUCAAGGAGAGAGGUCACAAGGUGCUUAUAUUCUCCCAGUUUACGACCAUGUUGGACAUCCUAGAAGACUUCUGUCAUAUGAGAAGCCAUCAGUACUGUAGACUGGAUGGAACCACAUCAUUAGAAGAUAGACAGGAGAGAAUGAAAGAAUUCAACUCAAACCCAGAUGUGUUCCUCUUCUUGUUGAGUACUAGAGCUGGAGGCUUAGGAAUCAACCUAACGGCAGCUGAUACUGUUAUCAUUUAUGACAGUGACUGGAAUCCCCAGAGUGACCUUCAGGCUCAAGACAGAUGUCAUCGCAUCGGUCAGACCAAACCAGUAAUCAUCUACAGACUGGUCACUGCUAACACCAUAGAUCAGAGAAUUGUAGAGAGAGCUGCAGCUAAACGCAAGUUGGAGAAGAUGGUCAUUCAUCAAGGUAAAUUCAAGGGAGGCAAGAGCAACCUGGCCAAGGACCACAAAGCACUGCUCAACCCCAAGGAACUCUUGGCUCUCCUACGCUCUUCAGAUCAUAGUGGUGAGGUGAAGAACUGCCGAGAGAAGGGCAUCAGCGACAGUGACCUCCAGCUCCUCCUGGACAGGUCGGACCUCAACGCAGAGCAGAAGAAGAGGAGCGAUGAAUUGGCCAAAGGGUCAAAGGUCAAAGAGGCCCAAGAGGAUGUCAGUCAAGGUGCUCAAGAAAUGCAGAUGGAAGCCUGAAGAGAAACAAAUCUUGGGAUGUUCUGCAGUAAUGUUUGUGUUUACUGUAGUUGCGCAGGGCCAGCUGGUUAUGUUUUCACCAUGCACAAUGCCUAAAGUUCCUGGUAUUGCGCAUAGAAUAUACAUGACAAGCUAGCCCUGCACAGAUAAGGUGCGCAUUUUCUGUAGAACAUCCAUAAAGCGAGACAGAUUGUAGAACUGGAACAUGUCCAUCAGACAGAGACCCUACUAAACAGUACUAUAUACAGUAUUAUCAGGCCAUUAUUUCAUCCUGUAUCUUUUAACUCCAUGUUCAUUGAUAUUUUAUGUGAUGACAUCAUUUAAAAGAUGUAAAGUGAUUUGUAUAUGUCACCUUGAAAGUAUGCAAUGGAGGUGUAAAAGUUUGACAUUAAUGUAUGUAACUACAGGUAUUGAAAUUCAAAGGAGGUACUGCUUGCCUAUUGAUGAAAGUUACUGAAGUGCCAUUAAUGAUAUAUCAUCUUGUUUUUAUAGUACUUCAGUGUGAACCUGUGGAAAUUGUCACUCUCUGCGACUUACUCUUUUACCCAACUUUAAUUGAUACAAGUAAAAGCAGCUGCUAAUAACUCCAAUUUUGAUUCAUUGGUGCUGAGUUAUUCCAGAUCUAAAUGAUAAAGAGGUUGACUAAUAUGACAAGUAUUAUGAAGAGAAAGGAGAGGUAGUUCAAGACAUACACAUAAUAACAUCAAGUAUAUAAUAAAAUUCAUCUUCAUGUAAUUCCCUUGAGUGUAGGGCUUGUAGGAAUGUAUGUAGAAAUAAUAUAUUCGUACUCAUAGGGAGAUUAACUAGUUACAACUUCAUGAAGAAGAUGUAUGAAAUGUGGUUGUUUUAGAAUUAGAGACGUUUUCAUAGAGUGAACUUUAAACAUGAAAUGCAUGAUAAUUGUCUUUUAAAAUAGAGUAUAGAUGAUAUAUUAACUUUUUUAUCCUAUUUAACAUAAAAAAUAUUUAAUGGACCCUUCUUAUUGUCUUGUUUCUUUAAACAUUUAAUCUCUUUGUCUUACUGCUUGGCAGAAUUAAUUCUCUUGGAUAACUAUUCAUGGUCCAUAGCUAUGUGGGAUAAUGGCGAACAUAGAAAAUGACAAAAGAAGAAAAAGAAACACAAAUAUGAAAUAUCAAUGUUAAUGGGAUUGAAUUUAGUAUUUACUGACAUUGCUGGAUACUUUGAUUAGAUUGACUUUCAAUCAUACUCUGCUACGUUUAGGUUUUUCAACACGAAAAUGAAGUAUAUGAAUGCGCUUUUCUUCACCCUGUACAAUCCGUCCUAUUACAUGCAAUGUUAUCAUAGACAAACAUGGAUUGUGUGCUGAGAGCCAGAAGGGUGUUAACACGGAUAAAGUAUAUGAGUGAGCACCAUUGCAACUAUCGGCAAUCACAUCAUGAAUGCAUGAAGGCAAACAUGGAUGCAAUUAUUAAGGUUCAUCUAGGUGGCAUGUUAAUACACUUAUUAUCUGCCGUAAAAGUAAAGUUUCAUCCGAAAGAAUCAAUCAAAGACAAGACUCACGCAAAGAUUACUAAGUCACUGUUUCCUGUCUUGUUAUGAAGUGUUUGUCUCUUGUUUUUAGUUUAGUUCUUUUAUUUUAUCUUCCAUUUAGUUCAAAUUAUCAUAGAUUCCUGUCUUGGUUGAAAUUCUGAAAGUGUUUUACCAUUUCUUUUCUUCUUUAUAUUCGUAGUUAUUAAGUUCAUUUUUGUUUCUAUCAGUUUGUUAUAUUGUAUGUUAAUGUGUUUGUUAUCAUUAUCUAACAUUUGAUUCUGUGAAAAGGCUUGUUGAUCUAUCCCAUACAUGGCCACUCCCACCUCAACUUUAAUGAUGAUGAUGAAUUGUUUCCAUAUCACUCUCCAUUCAUAUAUGUGGUAAAUGCACAUGCUAUUGGAACUUUGUUGUACAUGUUUGUUCCACCUCACCGAGUUAUAUGAUAUUGAGCUUCCCUCAAUGAUUGACAGACCUCAACAACACAAUUGUUUAGGCAGUAAUAUUGGCUCGUUCAGAUAUGAUGUAGUAACUUCAAAGGUCCUAUUCACUCAGCUCUGUGUAAGAAGAUACUUUAAUGUGAGGCAGAUCACAUGAAUAGGUCAUCAAACAAGCUGCUGUUUACUGUGUCCUAUCUCAACAAAGCCUUAAAUGUGAUGUCAAUUCAUCAGAAGCCAUGUGGGCAAUGUCUAUUGUAUAGUUUUGCCAAAAUGUUCCGGUGGGACCACUUUCAUUGUUAUUGUUUAAGUUGGACCAUCAUAAAAUGCUAAAAGCAAAUGGAACUCAUGCUAUUAGAACUUUGUUACCAAGAAUUUAUUUUUGAAAGAGAAGGAUCUGUCCUCCAAUUUGGUAGAAGGGAUUUCCCCCAUAAUUCUCAGUUUUGAGAGGGUUGAACAAUAACUCUCACAAGUAUUACCGAUACCUUAAAUGUGCCUAAGAAACAUCAUCCAGGAAAACAUGUACAUAUAUAUCAACAUAAGCCUUAUAUUCUUGUAAAUUCUUUGUCUUCCAAAUGUGUAUAACAUGUGGUAUUAUCAUUUAUGCAGAACUUGUUUUAUGUAUGGAGCCUAUUGUAUGUAUGUAAUAAAAAGUUUUUCAAAGAUCUAAGAAAAA
Strongylocentrotus purpuratus (purple sea urchin) is the source of this 5637-nucleotide messenger RNA. It is a transcript of the gene hells, whose product is annotated as lymphocyte-specific helicase. Gene Ontology annotation, molecular function: chromatin binding; ATP-dependent chromatin remodeler activity; ATP binding. Gene Ontology annotation, cellular component: nucleus; pericentric heterochromatin. The coding region runs from base 160 to 3036 and encodes 958 amino acids. NCBI's taxonomy places the organism in Eukaryota, Metazoa, Echinodermata, Echinoidea, Camarodonta, Strongylocentrotidae. The record is from RefSeq and is a predicted model, not a curated record. Gene Ontology annotation, biological process: DNA methylation-dependent constitutive heterochromatin formation; pericentric heterochromatin formation; lymphocyte proliferation. The transcript has 19 exons.